Cyprinodon variegatus (sheepshead minnow) is the source of this 1957-nucleotide messenger RNA. RefSeq names its product phosphoglycerate dehydrogenase (gene phgdh). Gene Ontology annotation, biological process: L-serine biosynthetic process. The record is from RefSeq and is a predicted model, not a curated record. The coding region runs from base 160 to 1749 and encodes 529 amino acids. Gene Ontology annotation, molecular function: NAD binding; phosphoglycerate dehydrogenase activity. The transcript is spliced from 12 exons. NCBI's taxonomy places the organism in Eukaryota, Metazoa, Chordata, Actinopteri, Cyprinodontiformes, Cyprinodontidae.
AUUAAAAAGGAGUCCAUGUGAAAUCAGUGAAAGCCGUUCAGAACACCAAACAAUAAGCACGGAUCGGAACUCGUCCAGUGUCUAUCAUUUCACCUCCACAUCCACCAGUGAAUUUCCCCCCACCGAGGACACCAGCAGGCAGCGGACCCCCCCUCAAAGAUGGCUCCGAUUUGCAUUAAAACGGUGCUGAUCAGUGAAAGUGUUGACCCUCGCUGCAGGGCCAUCCUGGAGGAACAUGGCAUCUGUGUCACCGAGAAGCAUAAUCUGAAAAAGGAGGAAUUAAUCGCAGAGAUUAAGGACUAUGAUGGCCUUGUCGUUAGAUCUGCCACCAAGGUGACAGCAGAUGUUAUAAAUGCUGCUGAUAAUCUCAAACUCAUUGGGAGAGCUGGGACUGGUGUGGACAAUGUGGAUGUCGAUGCUGCCACCAAAAAGGGCAUUAUUGUCAUGAACACACCAGGUGGUAACACGAUCAGUGCCGCCGAGCUGACCUGUGCUCUGCUGAUGAGCCUCUCAAGAAAUGUGCCUCAGGCUGCGAUGUCCAUGAAACAAGGCAACUGGGAUCGCAAAAAGUUCAUGGGUGCAGAGCUGUACGGCAAAGUGCUUGGGAUUGUUGGGCUCGGUCGAAUAGGAAAGGAGGUUGCUACACGAAUGCAAGCUUUUGGCAUGAGGACGGUCGGCUAUGAUCCAAUCACUCCACCUGAGGUGUCUGCGAGCUGGGGGGUGGAGCAGAUGUCUCUGGAGCAGCUCUGGCCACAGUGUGACUACAUAACUGUCCACACCCCUCUCAUGCCCGCUACAGUUGGUCUCCUCAAUGAUGAAACGUUUGCAAAGUGCAAGAAAGGCGUAAAGGUUGUAAACUGUGCAAGAGGGGGCAUCAUCGAUGAGGAGGCUCUUCUCAGAGCUUUGGAGUCUGGACAGUGUGGUGGAGCUGGACUUGAUGUCUUUAUUGAGGAGCCGCCUAAGAACCGUCCUCUGGUGGACCAUCCUAACGUCAUCAGCUGUCCUCACCUUGGAGCCAGCACGAAGGAGGCGCAGGCUCGCUGUGGGGAGGAUAUCGCUCUGCAGAUAGUGGACAUGGUGAACGGCAAAAACCUGGUCGGAGCAGUAAAUGCUCAGAUUUUAGCCGGCACAUUCUCCCAGGAGUCUCAGCAGCUGAUCAAACUAGGAGAAGCUGUCGGCGCAGUUCUUCAGAGCUGCGCUACAUCUAGGAAACCGUUGAGUCAUGCUCACAUCAUCACCCAAGGAGACUACAUGAAGACCUGCGGGGGUUAUAUGACCUCAGCUGUUCUCGUGGGACUUCUGAACCACGGGUCUGGAUGCAGAGCUAAUCUCAUCAACGUCCUGAGCCUCGCCAAGGACAAUGGAAUAGUGGUGAAUGAGAGUCACUGGGUUACGGAGGUGGCAGCAGCUGGUAUGUGUAAGGUUGAGGUUAAAGGAGACGGCUGCAGUUUUAAAGCCACUGGAUCGGUUCAAGGAGGCGUUCCUGUCCUGCUGGGGCUGAACGACUGCGUCUUCAGGCAGCCCGUGUCUCUCACUGGAAACCUAAUGUUCCUUCAGGCCUCUGCCAGCCCUCAGCUGCUUUCGUCUGUGGCGGGAGUGUUGGCUUCAGAGGGAGUGCAGAUUGAUUCCUUCAGCGCUCCUGUGGACCAUAAUGGGGAUGUGUGGUAUUGUCUCGGGGUGUCGUCUCUCCUGCCAGAUCUCGGCGUCUUGAAGUCCUUUGUUAAAGAUGCAGCUCAGCUAACGAUUUAACUGAAACAGUCCCAGAAUAACAUUUAGUCUGUGGAAAAACCCUAAACUUCUCAAUAGAAUUGCAUAUAAAUAAUCUUUGUGUUUAGCUUUACAUCUAACAUGUUCAGUAGUUUCACACUUCUGAGUUUAAAAUUAUUUUUGAUAACAUUCCAGUAUUUAGUUGUUUGUUCAAUUGUAGUAAAAAUAAAAUAAAAUGUCUUGCAAGCGC